AUGGCAGCCUCAGAGGGGACGCCGUCGCCUUUUCGAGUGGAACAGGAGCAAGGUGGGUCUCUAGAAAGUUCCACUCUCCAGAAGAGGGAGCCGGUUGACGCUGCUUUCAGUCUGCUUCCACGCUCGUCCUUUAUCCUGUCAUCGUCUCCAAUUGAGACUGGACAGAUUCUUUUCCUCGACUACGCUCUUCCUCUGUCCUCCUGUCUCUUCACAGAGACGCAGGUAGACCAGCAGGAGACAGAACAUGCGUGCCUGAAGUGCUACAACCAUUUCUUCGGCGGUGUCUAUCCCUCAAUCGACACUCCCUGUCGGGGCAGUUCUGCGUUGCCUUCACGUCUGUCUCAGCCUACGAGCCGCCAGCGCCGUGCUGAAUGGCCAGAUUCUUCAGAGGCAUCAAGCGACGCGGAAGACACCAACGACGCUCAGCCUCCAUUGAAUCCCUGCCUUUCGCAAGGGUUCAGAGGAACAAAACAAAGGAGCGACAUGGUUGGGAGUGCGUCGGCGAAACUGCGAACGUCAGCGCACAUAGCUUUCGCCCAGCGCUACCUCGAGAAGCCCUUCGGUAAUGGCAUGAUGGAGCUCGACGCCUCUCGUUGCUGGCUCGUCUACUGGAUGGUCCACGCUCUCGACCUCAUGGAUGCCUUCGACCCCUCCCAGCACAGAGAGAGAAUUCUCUCUUUCCUCCGAGCGGCAUGGGACCGGCAAGCUGGGGGAGGGUGGGGUGGAGGACCUGGGCAACAGGCGCAUUUGGCGCCGACGUAUGCCGCGACGGCAAGCGUGUUUGUGACUCGUGGUGUGGUGGAAUGGUUCCACACGAUGCGCGAGAGCUUGAAGACAGCAAAGAGCGAGAAGGCCUCAAAGGCAGCAGGAUCUUCAGAUGAGGGAGGAGAGAGGAAGCGGGACUGCGAGGCAUGCAAGGGGUACAUGGAGACAGAACAGGACCAAAGUGGAGACCAAGCGGAAGUAGGCGAUGAAAACAAAGAUCCUCGCCAAUAUAUCUAUGAUUGGCUUAUGCGAGUCAAGAGCCAUGGGGGAGGCUUCCGGAUGCACGUUGACGGCGAGAUCGAUAUGAGAGGCACUUAUUGUGCAGUGGCGACAGCCUCGAUGCUUCACAUGCUGACAGACGAACUCGUCGAGGGGGUUCCGGAGUACGUUGCCGCCUGUCAGACCUACGAAGGGGGAAUAGCAGGAGAGCCCGGCCUCGAGGCGCAUGGUGGUUACACCUACUGCGGUCUCGCGGCACUCUGCAUUCUGGGAAAAGCCCACGAGUUCCUUGACCUCGAUCGCCUUCUACACUGGGCAGUGAUGAGACAGAUGGGCUUCGAGGGAGGCUUCCAGGGUCGGACAAACAAGCUCGUCGACUCGUGCUACUCGUUCUGGAUGUCCGCGCUGUUCCCUCUUCUUGCCCACGCUUUCCACCUUGCGGGGCACCGCAUUCCCCGCGAGCUUUGGGCCUCUUCUAGGCAUCUUCAGCAGUACAUUCUUGCUUGCUGCCAGGAUCCGCGAGGGGGUCUCCGUGAUAAGCCGGGAAAAGCGGCGGAUCUCUAUCACACGUGUUACGCGCUCUCCGGUCUCUCUGUAGCCCAACACACUCUACUCUCUGCCACGUCGUCUGCAUCUUCAUCGACUUCCGUGUUGGCAGGUGAACAGCCGAAAGUUUUCACUUCCGGUCUUGAAGGAUGUCUGGUGGCACGCACAGACAUCUUCUACAAUGUUAGAAUUGACAGAGUGACUGCGGCAAGAAACGAGCUGCAGCAUUCACUGCCUCCUUUUGUCGAGUGUCGAAGCGCGUGCCGAGGUUUCGAAGGGCCUGGUGUUGUCUCAUACUAUACUGGGAGUCCGCUGGGUGGUUCCUUUUGUACAUCAGAGCCACGCUUCGCAGAGAAUUAUGUAUUUGCAGGUGGUCUAAUGCACUGA
Toxoplasma gondii ME49 is the source of this 1917-nucleotide messenger RNA. RefSeq names its product prenyltransferase and squalene oxidase repeat-containing protein. The record is from RefSeq and is a predicted model, not a curated record. Gene Ontology annotation, biological process: protein farnesylation. Lineage: Eukaryota; Apicomplexa; Conoidasida; Eucoccidiorida; Sarcocystidae. Bases 1 to 1917 code for a protein of 638 amino acids. The transcript has 6 exons. Gene Ontology annotation, molecular function: protein farnesyltransferase activity. Gene Ontology annotation, cellular component: protein farnesyltransferase complex.